AUGGGUGUCGACCAAACCGAACGGGCAGGACUGCCCAAAGUCAUCAAGAAAAGGGCACCUCGAGCUUGCGAAUCUUGCCGGGUUCGCAAAGUACGUUGUGAUGUGACGAAGACAAAGUCUCCAUGCACCAACUGCAAGCUUGAUUGCAAGACUUGUAUUUUACCAGUUAGCAAACGGCGACAUGUCGGUGAUCGUGUUGUUGGAUCUUUAGCAACAACCGGCAACCCUCACAGCCCCAUUUGCGAUGCUAUCAUCGACUUUGGCGACCUCGAAACUCCAUCUUCUACUACUUCCAAAGUGACCUCCCCUGACCUCAACGAUAAAACCAUGACCGACAUCAGCUUUGACGAUCUUCUACUCGAGAGCACUUCUGGUCAUGGCCACGAAGGCACCCAAUUUUCAUGGGAAAACAUGACUUGGGAUUUUAAAUCUCCCACUCAUGUCGAACCCAAGACAGAGCCGUUUUCGGCUUAUCCCUCACCAGCACAAUCAGUCAAACUCGAACCCUGCAUAAAACCUUGCACUCUUCCCGCCUACAUUACACCGCUACCAAAAACACUCCAGGAAACCGAUGCCAUCUUUCUACAAAGUCGAGGCUGUUUCACCAUUCCCCCCGACUCAGCCAGGGACGAACUACUACGCUGUUAUGCCAAAUGGGUUCAUCCCUUCACCCCAAUGCUCGACUUUGCCGAAAUUGUCAACACAAUCUUCGGAUGGAGAUCAACCGAAACCGUCAGCCUGCUUUUAUUACAGUCAAUGCUUCUCGCAGCAUCGGCUUACACAGACCUGGAUUUGGGUCUUGGUGACCGGAAGGAAACGCGCCAAGCGCUGUAUGAGCGCUGUAGGCUCUUGUACGACUUUGAUGUCGAAUCUGACCGAGUCUCUUUGCUUCAUUCCGCGAUCCUGAUGAGUUUCUGGGAUGGCAGCAUGGACCAAGUUCGAGACAGCUACCAUUGGAUUGGAGUCGCAUCGUUACAUGCCGAGAGCAUCCGAUUUGAUCUCGAGGUCGAAUCAUGUCCAACAGAGUCGGACAGAAAAAGACUUUUAAAGAGAACCUGGUGGUCUUUGCUGAUUCGAGACCGCCUCCUUGCCGUUGCUCUUAGGCGACCUGCACAAGUCAAAGCCUUGUCGAGCAUGGCUGUGCUCGAUUUAGGCGAUUUCGACAAUGACUCUAUCUUCACUGCUAUGGCCGAUCGCUUGGAUGUUGAUGAUACAAGCAUUGCCGAUCUUGAUAUGACGUCUACCCUCUGCAUUUCGCUCGCACAGCUCUCUGGCCACUUGGCCAAGAUUCUCUCGACACAGUAUAUUGUGCAAAAACGAAAUAAGAUGCAAAACGGCCGACAGACAAGCAUGAUGACAUUGGUACCGAAAUGUGUCGGUGGGACAUGGACUGACUUCGAUGAAUGCGGUUUGGACCUGCAGGCAUGGUAUCGGCAGCUGCCCUUGUCAAUACAAGGAACAAGCAGUGCUCGUUCCAGGGAUGAAUCUGCACUGAUAACAGUCCACAGAAGUCUGGUGACUGCAUAUCAUGCGACAGCACUGAUGACACUUUACCGACCAAUCCAUUCGGGACCUGCGGCAAAACAAGUGCAGACAAGACUGCGGAUGGAAACUACAAAAGCACUUUUCAAGGCAGCAAAAACCAUCACGUCUAGCCUUGCCAACCUAUGCUCUAGAGAUCUGCUGUGUAAGGUGCCAGACACGGCGAUUGCAUCCCUGGACUCAGCCAUAGUGACACACUUGCUCCACAGCAUGUCUGGCACAGACUCCGUUCGAGAAUCAAGCUCUCAAAGGUUUUAUCUUUGCUGGCGGAUGCUUCUCAAUCUUGGAGAGAUUUACCCAAUGGCAGACACAACCAUCGCAAUGGUCAAUGUGGCCGCGAAGGUACUGAGAGAGACGUCAUUUCGAACCAGCGUCAAACCGACUCGCCAAGUGAUGAUGCCGAGAACCAAUCCGCCACAACCACAAACUAUUGAUAUGACGGCAUUUGCGAACAUGGGUGUGACCUUAGAGCCGUCGAAGGAGAGCGAUCCAUGGAGCUGGUAUGAUAGCAGGGAAUUUCUAGCGCAAAAGACACCGUCAAGUUUGUGCGACGAUGUUGAAGAUGGGAAUAGAAAUAUGAACAAAGAGUCGGACCUCUUCGAACAGAUGAUUUGCUGGGAUCCUCAAUAUGGAGGAGGGGAGGAUUUGUCUGCGUAG
Exophiala mesophila is the source of this 2199-nucleotide messenger RNA. RefSeq lists its product as uncharacterized. NCBI's taxonomy places the organism in Eukaryota, Fungi, Ascomycota, Eurotiomycetes, Chaetothyriales, Herpotrichiellaceae. The transcript has a single exon. Gene Ontology annotation, biological process: DNA-templated transcription; regulation of DNA-templated transcription. Gene Ontology annotation, molecular function: DNA binding; DNA-binding transcription factor activity, RNA polymerase II-specific; zinc ion binding. The record is from RefSeq and is a predicted model, not a curated record. The coding region runs from base 1 to 2199 and encodes 732 amino acids.